UGAGAGAAUUUCUGAUGGCUACUAAACUGCCUUCAGUGGUACAUGAACAUUUCAUACGUCCUACUGCUAGAUCUGGUCACAUCAAGGGAAAGUGUAAAUAUUGUGAGUGGACUAUUUCUACUUCAGGAAAAACCACUUAUAACCUGCUGAACCAUCUGAAGCAUAAUCAUGAUGCAGAGUUACAGAAGUCUACAUUUGGCUCUGGUACUUCUGCCCAGAUGUUGCAGCCUACAAUACUAAAUACAAGUCUACACAUCCUUGUCAAAAGUACAUCACUAACAAAUUUACCAAUUUUAUUGACAGUACACUGCAACCCUUCUCAUUGGUGGAGUCAAAAGGUUUCAAAUCUAAUGGCAUCCAUGGAUUCUUGAUAUAUUCUUCCCAG
This is a messenger RNA of Limulus polyphemus (Atlantic horseshoe crab), 385 nucleotides long. RefSeq lists its product as uncharacterized. The transcript is spliced from 2 exons. NCBI's taxonomy places the organism in Eukaryota, Metazoa, Arthropoda, Merostomata, Xiphosura, Limulidae. The coding region runs from base 15 to 371 and encodes 118 amino acids. Gene Ontology annotation, molecular function: DNA binding. The record is from RefSeq and is a predicted model, not a curated record.